AAGCUAGUAAGGUAGUGUAUGAAAGUCGUAUGAGUUACGCUCCCACCUCCUUCCUUCCUCCUUUAAGGCUUCCACACUAGCGCUAAGAAGGCAUUACCGCCGCUAAACUCAUGCGAGUAAACUGCUCAAGGCGCUAGCUCGAGCGGCCGCCCACAAGUCAAGUGGGCCCAGGAAGCCGCCGCCCAGCUAACUCCCAGCGCCUGGCUUAAUUACCUGCAGCUAGCUGGCGCUAAUAUGCUGACAUCCUUUGCCAACGCAGCCAUAUUUUCAAGUGACCCGCAGGCAAGUUAUGGCAGCAGAAUUGGAUGUUGUUAACCUGUUUAUAAUUGCUGGGGGAACAUUGGCUCUUCCCAUUUUGGCAUUUGUUGCUUCAUUCCUUCUGUGGCCCUCAGCGCUCAUUAAAGUCUACUACUGGUACUGGAGAAGGACUCUCGGCCUUCAGGUCCACUAUGCAGACUGUGGAAGCUAUCGCUUCUGUUACUCCAGCAGAGGAAAGCCCGGGAUGAGGCCAUCCAUUCUGAUGCUGCAUGGCUUUUCUGCUCACAAAGACACCUGGCUCACAGUUGUCAAGUAUCUACCAAAACAUCUGCACAUUUUAUGUGUGGACAUGCCAGGCCAUGAGGGCACAACACGCACCAACACAGAGGAUUAUUCCAUUCUUGGGCAAGUCAGUAGGAUUCAUCAGUUUGUGGAAACCCUUCGCUUGAAUCGUAAACCUUUCCAUGUGAUUGGAACCUCCAUGGGAGGCAAUGUAGCUGGGGUCUACGCCGCUACCUAUCCCUCCGAAAUAUGUAGCCUGACUCUCAUUUGUCCAGACGGUAUCAAACACCCAUGCGAGACCAAAUUCGACAAUCAUCUGCAAGACUUGGAACAGAGCAAUUUCAGACUGAAUAUCCCGUUGAUCCCAACUACACCUGAUGAGAUGGAGGACAUGUUUAGACUGUGUUCCCAUGUUCGCUUCAAAAUCCCUCAACAGAUUCUUCAAGGACUGGUGGAUGUCCGAGAGCCCCACAAUUAUUUUUAUGAGGAAGUGUUCAUGGAGAUUGUGGAUGAGAAAUCCAGAUAUGCCUUACAGGAACACUUGCAUCUCAUCACUGCACCUUUACAGGUUAUAUGGGGCAAACAGGAUCAGGUGGUGGACGUGUCUGGUGCCGCCGUCAUUGCAGACAUCUUGCCAGCAUGCAGAGUGGACCUGCUGGAAAACUGCGGUCACUCUGUAGUGAUGGAGAGGCCUUGUCGCACAGCCAAACUCAUUCUGGAGUUUAUUAUACUGCAGCAAGAUACAAGAGGCGGAUACAAGAAAUCAUCCUGAAAUGAAAAUGUUCCGUAUGUGUAAUGCUUAUUAACUGGUGUCACUCAUGGACAUAUUGUAUAGAGACUGCAGUGGUAAAUAUUAGCAUUAUUGGUGCAGCCUGAAGGUUAGCUCACCAUUUAUUGUAAUUCCAUAUGGUCAAAUUCCUGUGCCCCAUUGUUUGCCCCAUCAUUCAAAUGUGAGAUUGUGCAUUGUUGGGAUAUUUUUAGAUAAAUAAACCUUUUUUUUUUUUU
Nerophis ophidion (straightnose pipefish) is the source of this 1545-nucleotide messenger RNA. RefSeq names its product abhydrolase domain containing 6, acylglycerol lipase b (gene abhd6b). The record is from RefSeq and is a predicted model, not a curated record. NCBI's taxonomy places the organism in Eukaryota, Metazoa, Chordata, Actinopteri, Syngnathiformes, Syngnathidae. The transcript has 10 exons. The coding region runs from base 290 to 1312 and encodes 340 amino acids.